Messenger RNA from Pterocles gutturalis (yellow-throated sandgrouse), 1079 nucleotides. RefSeq names its product acetyl-CoA acetyltransferase 2 (gene ACAT2). Gene Ontology annotation, molecular function: acetyl-CoA C-acetyltransferase activity. Bases 1 to 1020 code for a protein of 339 amino acids. The transcript is spliced from 7 exons. The record is from RefSeq and is a predicted model, not a curated record. Gene Ontology annotation, biological process: fatty acid beta-oxidation. Lineage: Eukaryota; Metazoa; Chordata; Aves; Pterocliformes; Pteroclidae.
AUGCUGCCUGUUCCUCCAGGUGCUGGCCAGAACCCUGUCCGGCAGGCAAGUGUCGCUGCGGGAAUCCCAUACUCUGUACCUGCCUGGAGCUGCCAGAUGAUCUGUGGGUCCGGUUUGAAAGCUGUAGUUCUGGCUGCUCAGUCCAUCCUGACGGGAGACUCCAGCAUCGUGGUCGCAGGAGGCAUGGAAAGUAUGAGCAAGGCUCCUCAUGUCAUUCACAUGCGAGGUGGGGUGAAAAUGGGAGAGGCUUCUUUGCAGGACACUAUAAUCCUGGAUGGCCUUACAGAUGCUUUUUAUCAGUAUCAUAUGGGUAUAACAGCUGAAAAUGUGGCCAGUCAGUGGCAAGUCAGCAGAGGGGAACAAGACCAGCUCGCUGUAGAGUCACAAAACAGGGCAGAGGCAGCACAGAAAGCUGGCUAUUUUACAAAAGAAAUUGUUCCUGUUCUUGUACCUUCUAAAAAAGGUCCUAUAGAAGUUAAAACAGAUGAACACCCUCGACAUGGGAGCAACUUGGAAACAGUGGCAAAGUUAAAGCCCUGCUUCCUGACAGACGGAACUGGGACAGUGACAGCAGCUAACGCUUCAGGUGUGAACGAUGGUGCUGCAGCUGUAAUUGUAAUGAAGAAAUCAGAAGCUGCUAGGAGAGGUCUUACGCCUUUGGCUCAGAUUGUAUCUUGGGCUCAGACAGGUAUAGAUCCAUCUAUAAUGGGAGUAGGGCCCAUUUCCGCAAUAAGGCAAGCUAUUGCCAAAGCCAACUGGACUCUGGACCAAGUUGACCUGUUUGAAAUUAAUGAAGCCUUUGCAUCGCUAUCUCUUGCAAUAGCAAAAGAACUGAAAGUAAAUCUAGAAAAGAUAAAUAUCCAUGGUGGGGCUAUCGCUCUUGGCCACCCUCUUGGCGCCUCUGGUUGCCGCAUCCUUGUUACUCUUCUACAUGCCCUGGAACGAACAGGUGGAAAACGUGGUGUUGCUGCUCUCUGUAUAGGAGGAGGAAUGGGAAUAGCCAUGUGCAUUGAGAAAUGAAUGUGAAUGAAGGGCUAGUGCUAACUAGCUUUCAAACAGCUUACUAAUAAACUUCUCAU